CAUUUUUAUUUCAAGGAAAUCCGAGCCCCAUUACAAAAUGAUUUUCCUCCAACUCUGGUGGGCCCUGAUGGUGUUCAGCGGCCAUGGCUCCUCGCAGCAGGUCUCCAGUGCGGAGGAAAAGCGGGAUCAGGAGAAUCCGGUGCAGGGCAGCGACAAGUUGCUCAGCUUCAGCCGGGCGGUGGAGCUGGCUCGUCCCGAGCUGCAGGAGCUGAAGACCUCCUAUGGCGGCCUGCAGGAGCAGGCUAGUCCGCAGCAGCAGCAGCAGGAGCAGUGCCGGGAUCGGCGGAACUCUAUCGACGACAUGCUCUCCAACUUUGCCCAGGCCCAGGUGGGUGACUCCAAGUCGAAGGCCGAGGAGGAGGAGCACGUGCUGCAGGAGGCGGCGGACGCCUGGUUCCGCAACAUCCAGGCGGGCAUGGCCAAGAGCAGUGCCAACCAGAAGCGUUCCGGCGGCAAACAGGAGCGAUCCCUGGCCAAGAAGAUCAUAGAACAGCAUGCCAAGGACAUGGAGCACACGGAGAUGGGCAAGGUAAAACUGAAAUACAAGGAAGUGGGCGACGAUACCAUUGUCCGCAAGUACCAGGUGACUAAGAGUCCUAUGAAUCCGCAGGACAGUGGCCUCUCCCAUCUGGACAUAAAGCUGAAGCAGGUGCAGCAGAUGCUGAGUGACCAGGAGGGUGUGGAGGCUGUCAAGAAGGAGCAGAGGUCGAAGGAUGGCCAGAAGAAUGUGGAGGAGAGCGGCUGGGCGGAUAAGUUGCCCGAGUUCGGGGAUGCCCCCAUUCCAGAUGGCGUCUACGAGAGUACCCUCAAUCGCCUGGCCUUCCCCCAUGCCACGUCCAACAAGCUGGCCCACGAGGCGAACUACAAGCUCUCCAAGAUCGAGCAGGAGGCCUCCGAGAGGGCCCUGAAAAUCUCCAGACCCGGCAGCAUAUGUGAAGCUUCUCCGCUCAAGCAGAUGAAGCGCAGCUCCUGCAGUGGCUUCAAUCCCAUGAACGAGAUCAAGCUGAAGACCAGCAGUCGACUGAUGCUCAAAGGACUGGGUCCCUCGCUGCCCAGCAACGCCCUGAUGGACAUCCAUCGCAACCAAAUGGUGGACAGCAUGAUCCGGAGGAGGGAGCUGGAGGAUCAGCAGCAGCAGCAGCAGUUCGAGGCAAGUCAGGAUGCCGAUGUGGAGGAUCAGCGAAUGGGCAUUAACAGGGCAAUGGCACCGAACGAGAACUUGGAGUACCUGCAGCCUGUUAAUACCGCCAUGGAUAUGAGUCAAAAUCAAAUGAUGGAGUUGCCGCAGAGCUACGACUACCGAGUGCCCCAGUAUGAUCGCUUUCAUCCCAUCAACCAGCGACAGAUGACCAAUGUGCGGGAUUACGAGAGGAGUAAUCGCAUGCCCAUUGACCUGGAUCGUUACAAAAGGGAACCCCAUUUGGAGGCUUUGGAAGCCAAAGAUCUAUCGGGCUUGGAAGUUUUACCCCUGGGAUCUGGACUGCCUUUAGAAGAUGAAGCUUUACCAUCCCCCAGUGAAGUUGAUGAGGAUCAGAGCAUUUCCGAUCACGAAAUGGCUCUCAAAACUAGUUUGUUGGACGUUAAGGAAGCGAGUGCUUCGAAAGAUCAUGAAUCCAAAGAAAAAGACUUUCAUGGAGAGGUCAAGUUGGAGGACUUGCAUGACGAAGUCAAAUUAGAUGAGGAAGCUUUGAGUAAGCCAGAAGUUAAACUAGAUUCUGAAACUUCGGCCAUUGAGGACAAAAUGGAGGAUAAGUUGGAGACAGAGGCCGAGGUAAAAGUGAAACGUGAAGCAAAGAAGGUUGAAAAGGAGAUGCAGGCCCCUAUCAAAGCUGACACUUUAUCUGCUGCAGUGGUGAAAUCAGAGAAUGAUUUCCCUUUAAAAGAAGUAAUGCCUCUUAAUUUGGACACCAGUAGUGAGCUCCAUUCCAAUACCGAAGCUGAACUGGCCACAAACUCCGAAAGCAAAGACAAUUUGGAAAAACGUGAAAGUGCUGAAACCAAUGAUAGCAUCGACAACCAUGACGGCAAUUCCGAUGGCGAAACGGAGUGCAAAUCGAAGGAGGUGGAUAAGCCGGAAACGGAGGACAGUGUUGUCAAAGUCAACAUCAAGCUAAAGCUUCAGGAGCCCGCAGAGGAAAAAUCCGAGUGCGAGGACAUCAACAAAGUGGAGGCCAAAGAGGCGGCGGCAUCAGCUCCAAAAGUAAAUCCCGAUGCGGUGGUCAAGCUGUUGGCCAAUGAAUUUUCGCUCGAUAAGGAUCGUGGCAAGCGGCAGACGAGGCUUCGCAGAUUUCCCAGGCAGAACAGAAGGUCCAAGAGAUCCUUGGAUGAUAAGGAGCAGCAGUUGGAGCCGCAGCAACAAGAAGCGCAACCACAGCAACAACAUGCGGUGGCCAAACGGUUGGUUCACCUGUUGGACGAUUUCGAAGACCACAAUGGGAAUCGUGUUCGUUUUGGAACUUUGGGCAAUGGUUUGCUCACACCGGAUGCCGAGGAUUCGCUGGAAAGGUCCUAUCCAAGUCAUGAAUUGCUGGCACAUUAUGAUGAACUGGAAGCUGCUCAUGACGAUGAUUCCUCGAAUAUCUACGACCCCACUAGAGAUCUGGUGCCCAUGAUGAAUCAGCGACCCAAUGCAAUGUUUCCCAUGCAGCAGCAGCAACCUCAGCAGGUGCAAUUGCAGCCGCAACAGAUGCAACAGCAGCCUCUGCAGCAACAACAGCAGCUGCAGCAACCACAGCAACUGCAGCAACUUCAGCUGCCACAGCAACAGCAACAACCAGUCCAGCAACCAGAUCUAAACCGUCAACGUCAUCAUUCUUCUAAUUUCCAGGCAAGUUUUAAUUUAACCCAUUUUUUCAAUGAGUUGCAAAAAAUGCAGAAUCUGAAGUCACCACAGCAGCAGCAACAGACUGUGCAACAAAAUCCAGUCGUUCAGCAACCAUUGCCCGUACAGCAGCAAUAUCGGCCGCAACAGCAGCAAUAUCUGCCGCAGCAGCAACCAAUGCAACAGCAACCAAUGCAACAGCAACUGCCCAUGCAACGAAAUGGCCAGCAAUUGCCAAUGAAACCCGUGUCGCCACCGAUUAAGUCCUUUGGAGUCCAUCGAUAUUUUGGACCCUUUUUCAACAAGCAACUGAAGAACGAUCCUUACUUGGCGGCAAUGGCAACCGCGACCACCUUAGAUCCCAGAUGUGUGCCCAUUACCACACCCCUACCUCUUCCUGUUGGGAAUGUAACCACUGAGUCGACCUUGCCUCCUAAUUGCACAACUUCGUUGGCAACAACUGCCGCAGGGACCAGCAUCACCACUUCAGCUCCAACCACUCCAUCGGAGAAUAUUUGCAAUGGUCCAGAUGCCAUGAAGCUCAACGUUACCAUCAAUGCCAAUGUGUGCGGGGACCCGAAAACGAAACAGUUUUAUGGCAAUGGAUCCAUUAGUUUGCUGCCAGCUUAUAGGGGGUUGCAUCCUGGGUCAAGUGAAGAUGUCCAGGAUGUUCGACUUCAUGGAAAUACUGCGCAAUUGGAGGAUAGUCUAGAUGAUCUGGAGGCAAAUGAGGAAAGACGUAUUCGCGAGGUGGGUGAGGAGUCCAAGGAUAAGGGUGGCGAAGAGUGGGAACCAAAAAAGGAUAAUGAAAAGCCAAGGAAGCAAGAAGGUCAUAUGAAAAGGCCUUCCAUUAAAUGGAACGGAAAGAGCCAGUCCAAACAGACUCAUCAAGAAGCACCAAAAAGUGCUCCAAAAGUGGCUCCAAAAGCAGAUCCAAAAGAACAACCAAAAGAAGCAGCUAAAGUUGCCCCAAAAGAAGGACAAAAAGCAGCAGGCCAGUGCAACCGACCGCAGACAGAACCUCUUGAGCCCCAGUCGAAUAGCUACGAAAAGCUGAUCACGGGCAAGAUUUCAGAGGACAUUGUGUCGGCCGUCUUCGAGGCGGUGGGUAACGAUCCGGGCAUGGAUCGGCUGUUGGCCGUUCUGCAGAGGAAUCGCAAGUGCUCGCAGAAGCAGACCAAGAACUUCUACCAGAUCCGGAACGACAAGAACGAGAACUAUUUCCGCCAGACGGAGGACAUGGUGCGAGGCACGAUGGCGGCCAUCAGUAACAUCAUUGAUCAGCAGGUGCGCCGACGGGCCUGCAUUCCACUUCGUCCGGAUCUUCAGGAUUUCUACGACCUGAUUCUCAAGACCUCGAAUGAGGAGCAGAAGAUUCGCGAGAAGAGGCAGAGCUCGCUUCGUGUCCUGGCCGAGGAUUUUAGCCAGGAUGUGCGCCUGCUCGAUCCGGGUAAAAUCAACCAAAAGUCACGGAUCGUCAAGAAGUUACUCCGGCAGUAUGAGGAUUUGCCGAUGGAGGAUCAGCAGGCUGCGUCCGGAGUGCGCGACGAGCUGCUCCUGGAUCUGGUUUACCUAAGGAAAUUGGCCGAUUCCGCGGAGCGCCAUCAGCGGAAUGCCCGUCUGCAGGAGGUCCUGAAGCAGGCCAGUCUGGAUGAGGUCCUGGAGAAGCGCAUGUCCACCGAGUACUCACCGCGUUUUAUUAAACUCCUGAAGACAGCGGAACUCUUCAAGGAGGCUGGCGAACAGCAGGCCAAGGCUUUUGUAGGUCUUUAAUUUACAGAUAACGUAUCCGAUUUUUCCAUUGAGUUUU
Drosophila rhopaloa is the source of this 4631-nucleotide messenger RNA. RefSeq lists its product as uncharacterized. The record is from RefSeq and is a predicted model, not a curated record. The transcript is spliced from 2 exons. Bases 38 to 4594 code for a protein of 1518 amino acids. Lineage: Eukaryota; Metazoa; Arthropoda; Insecta; Diptera; Drosophilidae.